CCCACAGACAUUCCCACUCACGAAAUAUGGCGUCCGCUAUUGACAUAACAUUACGUCGUUCUGGUCGCGGCUUCAAACUUGUGGAAACGUCCGGCGUUGAAUCAUUCCGUGCGUGAAGAAUCGCGCAAUCACCUCGAAUCGUGUGAACAUUGAAUCAAUUCCAAUCGGAAACCGUGCGUUCCACCGCGAGUGCCGCCUCGAUUCAACGAAACCCGUUCGACUGGGAAACGUGACACAAACCCCAGGAAGCAGAGCAACGGCGGAGCGCGGGGCGCCUUUGACCUUUUUUCACGCGCUAACAAAAAGUGCCACUUGUUCAUUGCAGCGAGGAAAGGACACGCUGGUCGCGUGGAAUCGUCUGGCAAUUGUGUAAAAUCGAUUCGUGGAAAAGUAAACAUUGUGCCCCGAGUGGAAGUGGAAUAGUGCGUAGUUGUGGCAAUUAGUGCAGUGAUUUCAGGUCAAAUUGGUGCAAGGCAGAGUGUCAACUCGUUUCUAGAGCAAUUCGCAUAUCGUCUCGUCGCGCUCGUGCCGCCGCGCGGUUGCCUGCCUUCCCGCGACGAGUGGGGCCGCGCAAUUCAUGCAAAGCAGAUUCCGCAGACAAUGCGAUGUCGUCGCCAGUCCGCGUGUUUAAAAUUUAUAAUCUCUUUGUUUUCAAUUGAUCGGCCGUCGCGCUAAUUGCAGCGAGCCGCGGCUGAGGAAGCGGGGAGCGGUUUUGAAACGGAUUCGGAGCAACGGCACAGUCAUCACCUGGCCGAAACCCGUGCAGAUUGCUCCAUCGCAGCAUCCGAGCACCUCAACCUCCGCAUUCUGUUCAGAUAUCAAUAAAAAAUGGAUGAAAAACGUGUAGCCGAUUAUUUCGUGGUGGCUGGCAUGCCCGAAAAUCCCCAACUCUUACAAGAGAGUAUAUUCAACGACUCAGGACAUUUACGUGCAGCAAAUUCCAUAGAUCCAAUUACCGAUAUUGGCGUGUUCUUUCCUGAUUUGGGCGAGAAGAUCCCUGAAGGACAUCAAAUCCUUGAAUAUACUCCAACCGGAUUGCAUGCCGAUUUAAAUUACGGUUCGGUUCGUACGACACCAUGCUACAUUUACUUUAGACGGGGCAAGGAUAGACCGCCUUUAGUUGAUAUUGGGGUUAUGUAUGAUGGCGCGGAACGUAUUAUGCCUGAUGCAGAGAUGGUUACGGAAACACCCGGCAAUCGGGUCGCCAAUGUGAACAACUCAUCAGCGAAGAUAUUCAUAACGUAUCGACGCGCUUCAAGUGAUAUGCCAUGCAAUGAAUUGGUCGUGACGGAGCUUUGUAUUAUAAUCGCAUCAAAAGGGGAAAGACCACCGCACGCUUUUUGUCAAAUACCGAAAACAUUGAACAAAGGCCUUGUCGGCAGUGACGUCUAUCUAUGCUAUAAGAAAUCAAUGAACCGUCCAAAAUUGAUUAGCUAUCAGCCCGAAAUUUUGUUAAGAUACCCAACCGUUGAUCAUAACGAUUUUCCUUUAAAUUUAUGCCCAAGUGUGCCUCUAUUCUGUUUGCCGAUGGGAAGCUCGCUGGAAGCGUGGCCACAUAUUAGUGAAUCGAGCAAACGAAAAGCAAUUAAUCCUGUAUUUAGUACUUUCGUUCUGACCGUCAAUGACGGCACCUACAAGGUCUAUGGAUCAGCAUUGACGUUCUAUGAAGACUUUGACGAAGAGAAUUUAACGGAAAACCAGAAAGAACUACUGGGAUGGGAUGAAGAAUUCAGUAAGAGUCAUUCAUUGCACGUUAACAAAGCAAUCUGUCUGCUUUCACAUUAUUCAUUCGGUGAUACGUUCGAGAGAUGGCUACAGUACUUACAGCACAUGGCGACAAAGAAGGAUGGUUUACAGGUUCCAAUUGAACGAUAUAUCACACAACUAUUGGAGGAAGUUCCAUUCCCAAGCCCAAGCAUUCUUUUACAGAUGUCCAGCGAGAGCAAUGACCGGAUAUUAUUAACUCAACCCGAAGAUUCGCCACUUCCACGAAGUGGGGCCGGGUUCCGUCAUCUUUUGUCCAAUUUAGGAGCUGAAAAUUGCUUACACGUUUUACUUUUAGUACUUACAGAGCAAAAGAUUUUAAUUCACUCCCUUAGACCCGCAACGCUAACAGCAGUGGCGGAAGCUGUUGUCACUCUAUUAUUCCCAUUUAAAUGGCAAUGUCCUUACAUACCACUGUGCCCGCUUGGUCUCGCGGAAGUUCUGCACGCUCCCGUGCCAUACCUGAUUGGUGUCGAUUCACGAUUUUUCGACCUAUACGAGCCGCCGCAGGACGUCACUUGCAUCGAUUUAGAUACGAAUAAUAUAAGCAUAUGUGAAGCUCAAAAACAUCUCACCACAAAACUACUGCCAAAACGAGCAGCACGCAUUCUCAAGCAAACACUACGAAAUCUAGAGGAUUUACAAGCCAAUCAAGGAAUUGAUUCGAAAAAUAGUUUAGAUCGUGAUUUUAAGAGAAAGAAACGAGAACAGAGUUUAGAGCAACAAAUCCAAGAGGCCUUUUUACGUUUCAUGGCAUCAAUACUGAGAGGCUAUGGUGAAUAUUUAGUUCCUAUAUCGAAAGCACCGUCCGUGGGUGCGACAGAUCCGAAUGCUUUGUUUCAGUUGAAUGCAUUUUUGAGAUCGCGUGAUAAAGCACAUCAUAAGUUUUUCCAACUUCUCAUGAAAACCCAAAUGUUUAUUCGUUUUAUCGAAGAACGAUCGUUCGUUUCCGAUGGCGAUCAUGGAUUGGCUUUCUUUGAUGAAUGCACGGAGAAAGUUAGCGCUUAUGAUGAUGCACAGUCAGAUGUUCGUUUAGUUGAUUGGGAAUCCGGACAUAGUAGCGAGAGGACGAAAUUCAUUUUGCCGCCGGAUAGUAUUAGUGCGGGAAAUUCCAAGCAAGUUUUCGUCUAUAAAACUUUCACCUUGGAUCCGCAACUGCUAAAACCUCUCCGAAAGACCCAUUUAACAUCUUUCCUUCAACAAAACUUGGGCGUUGCUCCUGGAUCACCAAUCGCACGUCGUACCAAACACGAAAUCAAACUAGCACAUAAAUUGGCACGAAAAUGUCAACAACAUCCAGAACUGUGGGCCAAAUACUUACUGGCAACUUGCUACUCUCUUUACUUUCUGGUCCUGCCAAGUAUGGUUCUGCAUGCACCGGGAAAAGAGCAAACUGUCCUGCAAGCCGCCUACGACUUACUGCUUCGUGCCAGCAAGCUAAAAAUUACUUGUGAUGAGUUCUGCUACCGAGUAAUGAUGCAAUUGUGUGGUAGCUAUAAUUUCCCCGUUUUGGCAGUGAGACUUCAUUAUCUUAUGAAGCGAUCAGGCGUCCAGCCGAAUGCAUUGACUUAUGGCUUCUACAAUAGAUGUGUUCUGGAAUCUGAAUGGCCUUCAGACAGUACAACGCUCAGUCAGAUGCGAUGGAAUCGUAUAAAAAAUGUCGUUUUGGGAGCUGCACAUUUCAGACGAGCAGGGAUGCGACGAAUUUCGAAAAAGAGGCUGUCAACAUCUCUUGAAAAUAAUCUAAGCACUUUGGAAACCGUCGAUGGAACGUCUCGAACCAGUUUAGAUUCGAACAACUCAUCUCAUGUCGAGCCUGUGAGCAACUUUUUUGAUUUCUCGGCAUUCGAUAAGAUUCGAGGCAAACUGGGGAAUAUUGUUCGUCAAUCGAAUCCCCAAGAAUCUGCAGAUGUUAUAACUAGUGCCGGACUGCUAAUAUCGGGAGAUGCUGGAAAUAAAUGUCCCUCACCUUCCGCAAUGGAAUCAACAGCUUCAUUUCGUUCAGCUCCGUCAAGCCCGCCAAGAGAUUUAAGUCGGCAACUCUCGAAACCUAUCGAUGAUUUCGGAAAUGAUGCAAAGAUUCUAGACAAGCUGCAACGACAGCAAAUGCUAGCAGCUAGCGGUGGCGGAAGUGGGAAAGACGGUGGUGGGAGUAGUAGCAGCGCAAUGGCUCAACGUCUUAAAAUGAUGACAACACAUGAUGACGAGAGUGUGGAAAGCGUGCAUGAGAUUGUCAGCUCGCAGGAAGAUUUGGAUAUGGAAGUGGACCAGCGAUUGAAAAUCAGCAGUCCCACGAAAAUAUCACCUCGAACGCCUGUAACUCAAAACGAUCCCCUCGGCGCAUUAAAUGCUGAGAAUGAUGCCGUUGAAGCGUCAAGCGAAACGAAGAACGACCAGGAGAGGAUCGCAAUGAACAAUAACACCCUCUAUACGGACCAGCCGAUCCUGUUUAAGGGACAUCGAAGUGCCACAUUUGAUGAAGGAAUGCAUCCACAUCGCAGCAUGCAUCGUUCGGAAACGAUGCCUGCCAAUUCGGUUACGUCGAGCCUGGCCAAUUUUGGGUCCUCGCUUAAAUUCAAUUUCGGUCCCAGUCUGACAGGUAAAAAGUCCAACGAAUUAAUUCAAGGCGGCAUUAGCAGCAUCAAACAUGCCGCCACCUCGAUGGCAAAGAAACUGGACGAGAUCAAAGAAGCAAUAUCAGCUAAUUCUACUCCAGUAAAAACUAAUUCCGGUUACGGGAACGAUAGCAUCAACGAAGACGAAGUGAAUCAUGAAGAAUCUGGUGCGGGCGGCCAGAGGACUCGUCGUGUUUCAAGUGAUAUGGAUUUAUGGGGUCGUUUGAGUGAAUCGCGUAAAUCAAGCUAUAACAAUCUAGUUCCGCUGGGUGAACAUUCAUCGACAACGAGUUUAAAUAAUGGUUAUCCCACAUUACCGGAGAAUUUGUAUUCAUUUCAUGGCGAGGGUCACGAAAAUCCCGACUGUGAUGUUCUCAUACAACUGACCUCCUGCUCGCAAUGUCAUAACUGCUCUGUACUUAUCUACGACGAAGAAAUUAUGGCCGGUUGGACAGCGGAAGAUUCAAAUUUAAACACAACGUGCCAUGCAUGCGGCAAAAUGACCGUGCCAUUUUUAAGUGUUCAGAUAAUUGUCAACGAAAAAUUGAAAAACGAAAAGCAAUCUGAUAGCUUAAGCAUUCCGUACUUAAAUCCGUUGGUGUUGCGAAAGGAGCUGGAAAACCUACUGGCACACGAGGGCGAUUCGGUGCUUUUGAAGGAGUCAUUUGUUGAAGAACAUCCGAUUAUUUAUUGGAAUUUGAUAUGGAUCAUGGAACGCAUAGAUAGUUCAACACAUUUGCCGGAACUAUCGCUACCUAAACAGGUUGCGCCGGAAGUCGAUCCAUUGCGGGAACCAAACACUAUCCAUAUCCAAUGCUUAUGGGAUAAUUUGAGGUUGCACGCCGAAACAGGACCUCCUGUUUACAUUUUAUGGAAACAACCAGAACCAACAAGCCCCUUGCUUAAGGCAUUACUCACGGACCAAACUAGUUUAAAUAGGAAUGUCAUCCAGCAACUCAUUUCAGCGAUUCGUUGCAACGAUCUUAUCUCCCCCGUCAAACGAUUGGCGAACGAACGUCAUAAACUCAAGCAUUCUGGAGUCGAACGACCUCAUUCAAUAUACAGGGAUAUUAUGUUUUUAGCACUGACCGCGAUCGGUCGUUCGAAUGUCGAUAUGGUGUCAUUUCAUCGUGAAUACGCCGCUGUUUUUGAUAAAUUAACACAACAAGAGUGUGAUAUGUACUACCAGAGUCAGGAUCUAAUGCCGUCAGCGGCGGCUAUCUGUUGUCGCGCCUAUUUCAAACCGUUACUGCUUCCUUGACAGGAGCCAUCAACGUUCAAGAGACUAGAAUGUAAUUUGAAACUUAAAAAUAUACGUAGAUAGGAAAAGGUGAGAGUGGUAUCGCAAACGAAACUAUAAGCGAUCAAAUGAGAAAUGUCGACAGUGAAAGCAAUACAACGCCGGCUGUUUGAUGAUUUGUUCUAAGCGUUCGCCUAUUUGUAUCGUUUGGAACUGGGCGUGCGGUUAGGGUUUUAACGAUCCUUUGUGUUCUUAGUCUAACAAUUGUAGUUAAUAAGAAACGUCGUCGAUGGACUAGUGCGACCAAUCAGAUAACUACAAAGGACGCGGAACCCGCCUGCGUCGCGAGCGAAGGAGUAUUUUGAAUUGCUUUCAGCUCAAAGCUGAACAUUUUCUCGUAACUUUAGUGGCUUUCUACGAUUUUCAUUGUUGGAUUAUGUACUGUAAAUCGUAUAAGUUAGUAAGACUUUGAAUUAUAUUUUAAAUCUGUACUUAAAGUAUAUUUUUCACCCUCGAUCAUCAGCUCUAACGAACGCAGAAAACUACUUUAACUAGCCAAUUCCACAUCCAUUAGUUCAGUGUGGACACUAUCCACCUUCAUUUUUAGUGUAAACUGCUUUCAACCCAUUCGCAUGACUUUCUAUACUUUAUUGCAUUUUUUAUCACAGAAUAUGAAUCAUUUAAACUAGAAUUAGGCGCGUUAGACAUCCAUCCCUAGAACGUACGCGAAAGUCGUAACGACAGCUCAUUACCUCCCCACGUCGAAGCAAAACCCUCGUCAUUCCCUUCCUUCCACUACUGAAUCUAGUUUUCAUAUUAUAAUAAAUAAGAAAAGGAAUAAGAAUAGAAGCUGAAAAUGGAGUUUAGGAGAAUAAAACAAUUGGUGGGUUGAUGGGAUAUUAGAGGAUUAUCUGAGGAAGAGAAAAUUAAAACAAUUUAAAAAAAAUGUGAUAAAACUCGAAAAAAAUAUUUUCUAUAUAAAAACUGAAUAAAAAAAACUCAAAACUAAAUAAACACAAGAAAAAAAUGAAUAAUUAAUAACAAAUAAAGACAGGAAGAGAAAAAUGUUACUUAUAUAUUGUACUUGUUACUUUCCUAAUUGUAAAACGAAGAGAAACUCGUCAAGUCGAAACCGUCAUCUCAAUAACUAAAUUAUGAAACUAAAAGUUUAUAAUUUAUCUCUCUAUAUCUUUAUCUUUAUCUGUUUUCGUUUUGUUUCUGAUCCUUUGAAUCGAAAGAAAGAAAUUUAAACGAAGAAAAUGAUUGAUAAUAAAUAAUAUUAGGAUUUAGAGGAAGAAAGUGAUGUAAAUCAAAAAAAUAAAAUUAAUGAAAAAAGAGCACACCUUUAUGAAA
This is a messenger RNA of Hermetia illucens (black soldier fly), 6972 nucleotides long. It is a transcript of the gene Crag, whose product is annotated as DENN domain-containing protein Crag. Lineage: Eukaryota; Metazoa; Arthropoda; Insecta; Diptera; Stratiomyidae. Gene Ontology annotation, molecular function: protein binding. The record is from RefSeq and is a predicted model, not a curated record. Gene Ontology annotation, biological process: regulation of Rab protein signal transduction. Bases 829 to 5640 code for a protein of 1603 amino acids. Gene Ontology annotation, cellular component: cytoplasmic vesicle. The transcript is spliced from 17 exons.